AUGACAAUCACAAGUUUCAUUGGAUUAUUUGGGGCACAACUUGAGCAUACAGGAUUUUUAAAUACAUAUAAUGGUCUUCAUGCUAUUAUACUCGUAUUUGAAUUAGUAAUCAUUUCAGUUGUAUACAACUAUAGAUCACAAAUACUUGAUCCUUAUGCAAGUAUACUGUGGGAUUUCUUCAUUGAGCAUGAUCCUCAAUUUAUUAUGAAUACAGAACAAUUACUGCAUUGCUGUGGAUAUCAAUCUAUCACAGAUCGUGCCUUACCCGCAAACUGUUCUCUUUCACUCAAUACAAAUAUAGGAUGCAAAUAUUCCAUCAUAUCACUCAUACAGAAAUGGCAUCAAUGGAUCAUUCUCAUUCUCAUAUUUCUACUCAUUCUUCAGUCUACCAUACUCGUGCUAUCCAUAGUGCUUGAUAUAAUAGUAGAACGUCAAAUACGUGAAGAAGAGAGAUACUUGACACUAAUCAAACAAAGUAACCAUAACUACUGGCUUGGUCACCAUAGUAACCAUGAAGGACCAAGUACAAAUAGUGGAUAUUUUGGUCGUCAUAGAGCUAGCCUUCAUACCCAAAAAAGCAAUAAUAGCAGUACAUUUAUACCAAAAUACGGUAGCACGCCCUCUACGUCUUCAGCUACCUUUUAUCAAGUUCAUUCUUAA
This is a messenger RNA of Rhizopus microsporus ATCC 52813, 660 nucleotides long. RefSeq lists its product as uncharacterized. The record is from RefSeq and is a predicted model, not a curated record. Lineage: Eukaryota; Fungi; Mucoromycota; Mucoromycetes; Mucorales; Rhizopodaceae. The transcript is spliced from 5 exons. The coding region runs from base 1 to 660 and encodes 219 amino acids. Gene Ontology annotation, cellular component: membrane.